This is a messenger RNA of Aspergillus ochraceoroseus IBT 24754, 1080 nucleotides long. RefSeq lists its product as uncharacterized. The transcript has 2 exons. Lineage: Eukaryota; Fungi; Ascomycota; Eurotiomycetes; Eurotiales; Aspergillaceae. The record is from RefSeq and is a predicted model, not a curated record. Bases 67 to 1053 code for a protein of 328 amino acids.
CUUACUUCCUAUCUAUAUCAGGAAUUUCUUCGCCAACAGUUACUUUUUUUUUUUUUUCAAGGAAAUAUGCUUGCAACCCCGCAAAAAGAUGCACCUUAUUCUUGGGAACGCAAGUACCCCGUCGAGCGAUUACCAAAUCCACGGCCUCGAGCUCUCACCAUCCCUCUAUCGGAGGAUGUAAACAAUGAGCUUAUCAGCGACAACAGCAUUGAUGUACCAAGGAACCUUGAGUUCUCUAUGAGCGUCAACUUGGAUCGUCAAUGCAGCUCGAAGUCUGGAAAGGAUAUAACGAGCAUACAGCAAACUCACGAUCAGCAGCAGUCACCCCUUUGUCGCCUGCCGUACGAGAUCAGGUUGAUUGUUUGGAAAUAUUGCCUGAGCGGAUUCCGUUGGCAUAUUGCCUACCAUGGAAGUAGAUUGAUUGGUAUUGAAUGCACCGAAGACCACUCGUGGCUUGAUCUCUCCGAGUAUGUUCAAAAACUUUCAAUAAAGAAAUCAGGUCCCGCUCGAAUGGGACCAGUCGGUCGAGUGCCUAUUCUGUUAUCGUGUCGAUUAAUAUACUCUGAUACUGUACCUCUUCUGUAUGCAAACAAUAUCUUCGACUUCCAAGACGGUUACGUUCUCCCAGUCCUAGCAAAUAGUAUCCUUCCGUCUCGACUAAACUUGAUUCGCACGGUCAAGAUGCACACAUCUUACCACACUUCCAUGUCCAGAGAGGAAACCAGCCCAGAAAUUUACAGGGAUUGGAAGCGACUAUGCUCCGUCCUAAGUGAAAUGAAAGGCCUAGAGAACCUGUUCAUACUUAUCUGGACAUUACGUUUAUACGAAGGCGGAAAGCUAGAUGCCAUCCUUGGCCCGCUAGCCAAUAUCAAGGCCAAAGUCCUGGAGAUAUUUCUACCAGACCGGGCUACCUGGCAAGACGAGGAUCUCCCCCCUGGUUUAAUUGAUCGACCUUGUUUGAAGAUUAUGAGGAGGAAGAGCGAGGUGUCGUGGCAAUAUGGCCAACGCAAAUCGAGCUUUGAUGAUAGGAAUGAUCCUAUGGAAUCAUACUAAUGUGGUGAUACCAUCUGUAUGACAGUU